GAUGAAUAACACAACAGCACCCUUUGCUCUGCCUAUGAAUCUAAACAUUGAUCAAGCAAGCCCUGUAUGGAUGAACAAAGGCGACAAUGCAUGGCAGCUGACAGCGGCAACGUUGGUCGGUCUCCAGAGCGUUCCGGGGCUUAUUAUCUUAUACGGUGGUGCAGUGAAGAAGAAAUGGGCAGUGAAUUCAGCAUUCAUGGCCCUUUAUGCUUUUGCUUGUGUUCUUGUUUGUUGGGCUAUCUGGGGUUAUAGAAUGUCCUUUGGGAAUGAGUUGGUUCCAUUCUGGGGAAAGGCCAAUAUUGCACUUGACCAGAAGUUUCUGCUUGAUCCGGCAUUCUCUGGAAAGUUUCCCAGUGCUACAAUGGUGUAUUUUCAGUCUGUUUUUGCAGCAAUCACUUUGAUUCUGAUUGCUGGAGCAGUACUCGGACGGAUGAACUUCUACGCCUGGAUGAUCUUUGUGCCUCUCUGGCUAACCUUCUCAUAUACUUUUUCUGCCUUUAGUAUUUGGUGUCCACAAGGGUUUUUCUUCAAGAAGGGACUUAUUGAUUAUUCUGGAGGAUAUGUGAUCCAUUUGUCCUCUGGAGUUGCUGGUUUCACAGCCGCGUUUUGGGUCGGUCCUCGCCUGACCAAGGACAGGGAAAGGUUUCCUCCAAACAAUAUUCUACUCAUGUUAAUGGGUGCAGGACUACUUUGGAUGGGAUGGACAGGAUUUAAUGGGGGAGACCCUUAUGUUGUAAGCACUGAUGCUUCCUUGGCAGUCUUGAACACCCACAUAUGCACUGCUACAAGCUUGCUCACCUGGAUUUGUUUGGACAUCUUGUUCUUCAAGAAAGCUUCUGUCAUUGGUGCAGUCCAAGGCAUGAUCACUGGCUUGGUUUGCAUCACUCCUGCCGCCGGGGUUGUGCAAGGAUGGGCAGCAAUAAUAAUGGGGAUAUGUUCAGGGUCAAUUCCCUGGUUCACCAUGAUGGUUGUUCACAAGAAUUCUGAGAUCCUUCAAAAGGUUGAUGACACAAUGGCUGUUUUCCACACUCAUGCCGUUGCAGGUACCCUCGGCGGGAUCCUAACCGGACUCUUCGCAGAGCCAAGGCUGAGCUAUCUAUUUUAUGGUUCAUAUGGUGACUAUGUGGGAUUGUUUUAUGGUAUCCAAAUGGGGAUAGUUCGAAAGGGUCUAAGGCAAAUUGGGAUUCAAAUCCAGGGGAUUCUGUUUGUGGUGAUGCUCAAUAUUUUGAGCACAAGCAUUAUAUGUCUUGUGAUUAGGAUGUUCAUUCCUCUAAGGAUGUCGGAUGCGGAUAUGGAGAUUGGAGAUGAAGCUGCUCAUGGUGAAGAAGCUUAUGCUUUGUGGGGUGAAGAUGACAAGAUUUGAGAAUUUUGACAAGUUGGUUCAUAGCAAUGUGGAAGGAAUUGACUGAUAAGUAGGAAUUUGUUGUGGGAGAUAAUGCUUGUG
This is a messenger RNA of Tripterygium wilfordii, 1444 nucleotides long. Its product is annotated as ammonium transporter 2 member 5-like. The transcript is spliced from 3 exons. The record is from RefSeq and is a predicted model, not a curated record. The coding region runs from base 2 to 1363 and encodes 453 amino acids. Gene Ontology annotation, molecular function: ammonium channel activity. Lineage: Eukaryota; Viridiplantae; Streptophyta; Magnoliopsida; Celastrales; Celastraceae. Gene Ontology annotation, biological process: ammonium transmembrane transport. Gene Ontology annotation, cellular component: plasma membrane.